GUUGAGCCAAGUAGGGAGGUUUUCUUUGUAUUGGAGGAUGCGGGAGGCAGCAGAAGUCCCAUCAGAUUCCUUCUACCACUCGAUCUGAAAAUGCUGGAGGGUCUGACUCCUUGUGAGUAUCUGCGUCGGUAUACGGAAAUCUCUGAACGAAGAAGAGCGCUCUAUCAUCGCGUGUUUCGUCGGUUUCGCGAUGCCGAUGCACUGCCCCAUGAUGUAAGCCGCGUGGUCAUGAAUGAGCUUACACAAACAUUUUUGAUAGCUCUUUUUUGUUGA
Messenger RNA from Protopolystoma xenopodis, 273 nucleotides. NCBI's taxonomy places the organism in Eukaryota, Metazoa, Platyhelminthes, Monogenea, Polystomatidea, Polystomatidae. The record is from the annotation of a GenBank genome assembly.